Messenger RNA from Carassius gibelio (silver crucian carp), 2816 nucleotides. Its product is annotated as mitogen-activated protein kinase 4. Gene Ontology annotation, cellular component: cytoplasm; nucleus. NCBI's taxonomy places the organism in Eukaryota, Metazoa, Chordata, Actinopteri, Cypriniformes, Cyprinidae. The transcript has 7 exons. Gene Ontology annotation, molecular function: ATP binding; MAP kinase activity. Bases 367 to 2382 code for a protein of 671 amino acids. The record is from RefSeq and is a predicted model, not a curated record. Gene Ontology annotation, biological process: protein phosphorylation; cell surface receptor signaling pathway; intracellular signal transduction.
AGCAGUCGCGAGCACCUGGGGACCAGAUGCCACGGCCCAUCAUCUGAGCUCUAGAUGUGUGCACGAGCGCGCAGGUGUCAGGAUCACCGUGUGACGGACGGGGAGGGAGUGACGUCAUCGAGGGGGCACCAACGAGUUUUGCCAAAGAAAAGCUUGUAGAUUCACAGUGGAAAAGGGGCGCUGGGAAACCAACACAUGCUGUGGGUCUCAAAUGAACGCUCUCUCGGCGGUUUCUCCCGGUGACGCUAUCGCGGGGAAUGCAUGAGAAGCGUGACACAUAGCUGCGUGAGGAGCAUGGAGGGUACAGGACAGCCUGGAGCCGGAGACGCCUCUCACAGGCAAUGCCCAAAUGCUCCUCUCUAAGCCAUGGCCUGGCAGAAUACAUCCCAGUUUCGAUAUGGCUUUGACCUGGGGGGACAUUACCAGGAUCUGCGUCCUCUUGGCGCGGGAGCGUCCGGCCUCGUCCUGUCUGCGGUGGACAGGCGCAGCGGUCUGUGUGUGGCGGUUAAGAAGCUGGUCAUGCGAGAUGCCGUCAGUGUAAAACACGCUCUGAGAGAGGUGAAGAUCACCCGCCACCUGCAGCAUGAGAACAUUGUCAGGGUGUAUGACGUGAUGGGCCCGUCCGGUCACCCUUUACCUCUCGACUUUACCCAUGUGUCAGCAAUAUACAUAGUGCAAGAGUGUAUGGAAACUGACCUGGCACGAUUACUGGAGCGAGGGCCGCUGCCAGCAGAACACGCCACCCUGCUCUUUUAUCAGCUGCUUCGUGGGCUCAAGUUCAUCCACUCUGCAAACGUACUGCACCGUGACCUCAAGCCAGCAAACAUCUUUAUCAACACAGAGCAAAUGCUGCUGAAGAUCGGAGACUUCGGCCUGGCUCGCAUUGUGGACCCACAUUACUCUCACAAGGGAUAUCUGUCAGAGGGAAUGGUCACUAAAUGGUACCGUUCACCGAGACUGCUGCUGUCUCCAAAUAACUACACUAAAGCAAUUGAUAUGUGGGCCGCAGGCUGCAUUCUGGCUGAGAUGCUCACAGGCCGCAUGCUGUUUGCAGGUGCUCAUGAACUGGAGCAGAUGCAGCUGAUUUUGGACACCGUGCCUGUUAUUAGAGAGGAGGACAGACAGGAACUUCUGAAGGUCAUGCCCUCAUUUGUAGGUCAAGGGUGGGAGGUCAAGAAGUCACUCAGAAAACUAUUGCCAGAGGUGGAGGACAAGGCCAUUGAUUUUCUGGAGUGCAUCCUCACCUUUAAUCCCAUGGACCGACUGACAGCAGAAGAGGCUUUGUCUCACCCACACCUGCAGAGAUACUCGUGUCCUCAGGACGAGCCUGUCUCCCUGCAGCCUUUCCGCAUAGAGGACGAGCUAGAGGACAGUCUGGUCACCGAGCACGGCCAUGCACUCAGCUCCCACUGGGACAGGUUUGAUGGGAGUUUGUCGUCAGAUGUUUAUUGGCCGCAGCAGGAGCAGUGUGGCUGCAUGCAGAGCGUCUCUGAACUGGGAGAGGCGGAAGAUGAAGAAGUUCAAAGAGAUCCACGAGCGAGUUCAACGGCCCACAUCGAGGAGGUUCAGGUAGACCCUCGCAAAUACUCCCACAGCAGCUCCGCAGAGCGCUUCCUGGAGCAGUCGCACUCGUCUCUGGAGCGCAUCUGCGGUCAGUUCACGGAGCUGGACUGUGGCCGCUCCUGCGAUUACAAAGUGGGCUCUCCGUCCUACCUGGACAAGAUUGCGUGGCGGGAAGGGAAGCCGCAGCACUACUCUGAACCCAAGCUAAUACUGGACCUGUCUCACUGGAGGCAUAACACCAUGUCUGCUCCGAGAGGGGGCAGCGUGGAGAAGCCUCUCGUCGAGCCUGGAGAUCUGUUCCAGGAGAUCUCGCGCUGGGUGGAGAGCACACAGUCUGGUCUCCACUCACCUGGUUCUCCUCAAGAACCACUCACCUCCCCGUGCUCCCCUCCUCAACCUCUAUCUCCCACAAUGCUGCCUCAUUCUCAAAUGCAAAUCGCGGGGGCUUUGCAACUGACCACCCCUCACGACAGCAGGAGGAGUCCUAACCCAUUCUUCUCCGCACCUCCUUCUCUGCUGCCCACUUCACCUUCCUCUCCUCAUCACAGUUCAUCCGAUUACCUGUCCUUCUCCAUUCGUUGCGAGAACGAUGCAGAGCCAUCGCAGAUAGAUCCUUCCAGAGAAGAACAUUUUGAUCUGGAUGUGUUUAUCUCUCAGGCUCUGAGGCUCUGUAGUCAGAGCGAGGUUUUGGUGGAGAACCCAGACGCUCCUGAAUCGGGAAGCAUUAGUCAUGUUCGUAACGUCGCAGAUCACAGACCCUCCAGAACUCUAACGCCGGAGAUAGUCAAGGCUCAUGGAUAUCAUAAAGAGCACUGGUAGAGGAUAUCUUUGACUUUUUAUUUAAUGAUACUGAAGAUGUUUGGCAAUAAUGAAUGUGAAUUUCAGUUUUUGAGAAUGUUGUUUUAUUAUCCGAAGCUAUGAUUCUGUAUUCCACCAGAAAUCUAAAGUAUUUACCCCUAGAAUGUGGAUUGCUUGACAGGAAAACAUCUGAGAUCUCAAGAUGGGAUUUGAUUGGAGCCUUGAGAGCACAUGGUGAUGGGGGGUUUUUGCAAGACAUCUGUGUGUUCUCAUUUGAUUUCCGGCAUUUCGGUUAAGUAUUCCAUAUUCAAUUUCAAAUCUCUUAAUCUUUUUGGUGAAUACAUUUAAAGCUAAAUUAUAAACUGUGCAAGUCUCUUAUAAAAAUGUGCAAGUAUUUUUUUUCCUCCCAACAAGUAUCUCUGCAGGAGCUCUUGAAAAAUGAAACAAAUGUUUUA